This is a messenger RNA of Erythranthe guttata (spotted monkey flower), 786 nucleotides long. It is a transcript of the gene PSB28, whose product is annotated as photosystem II reaction center PSB28 protein. Gene Ontology annotation, cellular component: chloroplast thylakoid membrane; photosystem II; photosystem II oxygen evolving complex. Gene Ontology annotation, biological process: photosynthesis. The record is from RefSeq and is a predicted model, not a curated record. Lineage: Eukaryota; Viridiplantae; Streptophyta; Magnoliopsida; Lamiales; Phrymaceae.
CCAAUUCCCACUUUAUCAUCUCUCUCUCUCUAGUACAUCCCUCUCUCUCUCUCUUCCCAUCUCUCUUUCUCUCUCUAAGAUUUUGUACAGGAUGGCGUCAUUACAAUCACUAGCUUUCUCUUCCCCAAUAUCUCAUUGUUCUCACCAGCCUCGCUCUAUUCCAGUAGGCUUGUCGAUAGGGGCUUUCCACUCUAGCGCAAGCUCUUCGUUUAACGGCCAAUCGUUACACCUACCACGCUCGAGUUCCCCCAAAAUCAGCCAAACCAACAAGAACACAUCCAGGCUCACUAUUAUGAUGGUGAAACCCGCAAUUCAGUUCAUUCAAGGCAUCGACGAACAGACAAUCCCAGACGUAAAGCUAACGAAAUCGAGAGACGGGAGUAACGGGAUGGCCAUAUUCGCCUUCAACGAACCCUCCGUUUUCGACUCGUCGAGCGUGGUCGGUGACAUCACAGGCUUCUACAUGAUCGAUGAGGAAGGCGUGCUUCAGUCGGUCGAUGUGAACGCAAAGUUCGUGAACGGUAAACCUGCUGGAGUCGAGGCUAAGUAUAUCAUGCGGACCCCACGAGAGUGGGACCGGUUCAUGAGAUUUAUGGAGCGGUACGCCAAUGCCAAUGGUUUGUCCUUCGUCAAGAAAUGAUCCUUUUUUUUCGCUCGUAAUUUUUUUUUCCCGAUUUUCUUGAUGCAGUGUAAGUAGGGUGAAAAUUCAAGUAUUGAUGACUUGAGAGAUGAUUUAUUGUGGAAGGCAAAUUUGUUUCGAUAUAUAUGAAGGGUCUUUUCGGCUUU